Arabidopsis arenosa is the source of this 1640-nucleotide messenger RNA. The record is from the annotation of a GenBank genome assembly. NCBI's taxonomy places the organism in Eukaryota, Viridiplantae, Streptophyta, Magnoliopsida, Brassicales, Brassicaceae.
AACACUUAGACGAAUAUGGAAGACAAGCAAUUUCUUCGAUUCUUCUAGAAUCUUCAAAUGCAGACAUUUUCUUCCGCCGCCGCUCUCACCUCCAUCCUCCGUCGUACAGCGAUCUACAACGGCGGUGUUGGAAUCGGAAUCGGAAUCCGCCGCAGUUUUUACUUUCUCUCAGCGAAACGACAAGAGAACCCUAAUGUCUCUAGAAAUCCCCACCCGAACAAGACUAUUCUCAGAUUCUUCUUGGCUCCGGUUCUCUCGUUAGACGGCAAACCUAAGCUCGAUAAGCUUCAAGCCAUCGGUACAAUCGCCACCGCUCAAGCGGACUAUAUGCGCGUCAUUGUUCAAGAUGUACCUGAGAGUGACUAUGGAGAUGAUGAUAAGAUUGGCGUUGAGUUGCUUUGUGUAGUGAGAAAGUUGUUGAAGAAGAUUGGUAGGACUGUUCUUGUUGGUGAUAAAGUUCUUGUUGAUAAAGUUGAUUGGAUUGAUCGGAGAGCUAAGAUCAUCAAUGUGUUUGAUCGAGUCUCGGAGAUUUUGGAACCACCGGUUGCGAAUGUUGAUCAUUUGCUGAUUCUCUUCUCUCUUGAUCAACCUAAGAUUGAUCCAUUUACACUUACUAGGUUCUUGGUGGAAGCUGAAUCUAUUGGAAUUCGAGUCACAAUUGCUUUGAACAAAUGUGAACUCGUCACUCAAGAGGAAGUGGAAUCUUGGAAGAUAAGAUUGCGUAGUUGGAACUAUGAACCGUUAGUUUGCAGUGUGGGAACAAAAGUCGGACUUGAUGAGAUUGCGUUUAACCUGCGAAAUCAGACUUCUGUCAUUGUUGGACCUAGUGGUGUUGGAAAGUCGAGCUUAAUCAAUAUAUUGAGAAGUAGCUAUGGUGGUGCCAUUAAACACGAAGAAGUGUUUAAGCCUAUAUUAGGAUUAAUGUAUGAUGGCCAAAAGAAGAAGAAUAAAAAGAAGUGGUUUGAAGAUCAGAGUGUAGGUGAAGUUUCACAUAGAAAUGGAAGAGGUAAACAUACAACCCGAAAUGUAACGCUACUUCCGCUUUGUGGAGGUGGAUACCUUGCUGAUACUCCUGGCUUUAAUAAGCAUAAGUUGCUGAAAGUAACAAAGCAAAAACUUCCCCUGUGUUUUCCUGAGAUACGGAAAAUGGUUGAAGGAGGAAAAUGUGAAUUCAAAAAUUGCUCGCAUUUAGGGGUAUAUGGCUGUGCUGUGACAGGUGAUUGGGAAAGGUAUCAUUACUACUUGCAACUGCUUGAAGAGAUCAGAAUCGAUGAGGAGUCUCAACUUAAGAAGUAUGGAACCAAAAGGGAAGGUGGUGUUAGUUUCCACAUGGGGGAGAAGGGUGUGGAACAAGCGAAACCACGGAUAGAUCCCAAGAAGUAUAGGAGAGAGUCGAGGAAGACGAUGAAACAGACAAUGAUGAAAGAGCUCGAAUUUUAAGACAGCGUAUUUGACAUAGAGAACAAUCUAAUUGUCUGAGCAAUUGAGAAUGAGACUAAGAGACGAUGAGAGAUUCAACAAGACAAUGUCAACUAAUGUUUCCACAGACACUUGAGUCAUAUAAUAUGUAACAUGUUGUACAAAUGUCUUUUGUUCUCAGCUCUUUUCUAAUAGUUGACUAAUCAAGGCUAAAACGACAG